AUGGCGAAGGAAGUAGAGCAACGUCUCCUGUUGGCGUGUCUCGGAGCGGGUGGGGGAGUGGGGUUGAGUGGUCGCGCCAAUAGCCCAGGGCACAUUGACGCCAAUGCCACAGGGGGGUCCCGAAAGCAGGCCGUGGGGGAGAGGGCAAGGUGGCAUCGGCACGGAGGAGUCAACCAACUCGGGGGCAUGUUUGUGAACGGGAGGCCGCUGCCCGAGGUGGUCAGACAGCGGAUCGUCGACUUGGCGCACCAGGGCGUGCGGCCCUGCGACAUCUCCCGCCAACUGCGCGUGAGCCACGGCUGUGUCAGCAAAAUCCUGGGCAGGUACUACGAGACGGGCAGCAUCAUGCCAGGUGUCAUUGGGGGCUCCAAGCCCAAGGUCGCCACGCCCGCAGUGGUGGACAAGAUUGCCGGGUACAAGCGCCAGAACCCCACCAUGUUCGCCUGGGAGAUCCGCGACCGCCUCUUGGCGGAGGGCGUGUGUGCCAACGACACGGUGCCCAGCGUCAGCUCCAUCAACCGGAUCAUACGGACCAAGGUGCAGCAACCGUUCCAUUUGCCUCUGGAAGAUCACUCUCGAACGCUCAGUCCCACACACACACUGGUCCCGAAUUCGACCGUCACGCCCCCCGCAUCCCCUCCUUCCGGCGACACGUUGGGUUCCUCCUACUCCAUCAACGGCUUGCUCGGAAUUCCGGUGAGGAGCGGGAAGAGGAAACGGAGCGACGGGCAGGACGGGGUCAGCACGACGAUGCCAGGAUACCCGCCCCUGAACAGCCAAGGCGGCUACGUGCCAUCCACCAUCGCCAGGAUGGCGUCCGGAGGUGACUACUCCAGGAGCCCUUACCCUCCGUCCUACUCCGCGGCCCGUCACGAAGGCUGGCAUUUCACCAACGCGGCAUUCAUCGGUUCCCCUUACUACUACGGUGCCACGCCGCGAGCCAGAGCGCCCCCUACAGCCACCUCGGCCUACGACGGCUUGUAG
This is a messenger RNA of Hemiscyllium ocellatum (epaulette shark), 984 nucleotides long. Its product is annotated as paired box protein Pax-8-like. NCBI's taxonomy places the organism in Eukaryota, Metazoa, Chordata, Chondrichthyes, Orectolobiformes, Hemiscylliidae. Bases 1 to 984 code for a protein of 327 amino acids. The record is from RefSeq and is a predicted model, not a curated record. The transcript is spliced from 8 exons. Gene Ontology annotation, biological process: regulation of transcription by RNA polymerase II; anatomical structure development. Gene Ontology annotation, molecular function: DNA-binding transcription factor activity, RNA polymerase II-specific; RNA polymerase II cis-regulatory region sequence-specific DNA binding.